GAGAUUUUGCUAUUGUGAAUCACUUGUCGAAUGAAAUGUUAUCAUCAUGUCUCGAUAAAUAUUUAGUCAGAUUUUACGUUUAUUUUCUAUUUCCAAUGACGUGUCGCCUCCGGUUAUAUUCACUUAAUUCACAGACGCUGAGGGGAGGGAGGAGGGAGACACUGUAACCUACCUACCUACGGUCUCUGGAUUCACUGGUUCUGAUGAUCAGGAGUAUUCGCAGGACUGCUAGAUGUUGAGCUCUCUGUUUUCUGUAUGAGGGACACAACCACACAGAUGGAGUCGAGGGUUCCCCACCACAUCCCUGGAGUGUCUUCCUCCAUUAUAUCCCAGCCGUUGCGUAUGGUUCCGUAUGGAAGGCUACAGCACCCGCUCACCAUCUUCCCAAUCGACCAGAUGAAGUCCUCUCAUGUGGAAAAUGACUAUAUUGACAGUCCCGCUGUGGUCUCCCAGCAACCCCUCAACCAGAAGGCUGUCAACAGGGGGCCCCACGAGGCACUGCUAGGGGCCCCCCACCUCCCCCAACUGGCGCGCUGCAACCCUCACAACGCCACCACACACCCCUGGAUAACCUUCAGCGGGCGGCCCAGCUCCAUCAGCAGCAGCAGCAGCACCUCGUCAGAGCAGAGGUUGCUGGACCACGCAGCCCCCACCCCCGUGGUGGACCACAACUCCACAGUAGUCACCACCAGGACCCCCUGCUGUGGGCCCAAGGCGCUCACCUCAAAGCCCCUGGAUCUAAAAACUGCUGCCCUGGGGGCUGCAACGGUUGACAAGAAGCACAUGCUGCUGUGUGAGAUUUGUGGGAAGUGCCGCUGCACGGAGUGCACCCUGCCCCGGACCCUGCCCUCGUGCUGGGUGUGUAACCAGGAGUGCCUGUGCUCAGUGCAGAGCCUGGUGGACUCAGCCACAUGCAUGUGCCUGGUCAAGGCCAUUUUCUACCACUGCACAGAGGACGAGGAUGAUGAGGGAUCUUGCGCCGACCGCCCGUGCUCCUGCCACCAGUCUAACUGCUGUGCGCGCUGGUCCUUCAUGGCAGCCAUGUCCCUGGUGCUGCCCUGUUUGGUGUGCUACCUGCCCACCAUGGGCUGUGUCAAACUGUCGCAGAAGUGCUAUGACAAAACCAGCCGUCCGGGCUGCCGCUGCAAGAACUUCCAGCAGGCCUGCAAGAGCAUGGAGGCCAAGGCUGCAGGCCAGGAGAAACAGGCCUCAUGAAAGUCAUUGGUUGUUGCCUUAUCAAUACCCUCUGGAUAGGACAAUCCCACCAACCCCUACCCACUGGAUGACUUCCAGAAAACCAUGGUACUUACAAAAGGGUUUACACUUGUCCUUCUUGGUUCGAGUGAUGUUAUUCCACACAAGUCAGAAUAGGUCUGUCUGCUCAAUUGGUUGUCCUAGACAACUGCUUGCCUCAGAACCCAUCUUUAUAAGUAUAACAGACUGGCAGAUUUUGUUUCUAAAAUGGCUGAAGGCACAAUUCAUUAUCCUUCUAUACUGCUCUGAAUUUCCAUCUUCAUCAUAGCUAGCUACUCUAUGACACAUUGGACCCCAGUUGUUGUUCUCCAAAAAAACACACAAAAAAGAAGCCUGCUCCAAAGCAGUUUCCCUCUGUUUAUGCAAACUGUUGAUUUACUUUUGGGUAGUAAAGGAUACUUCAACUGAAACAGCCACUCACUCUUCCCCAUAUAUGAAACGUUUCAGUCCCAUACAAGCCUUCCUGUUGCUAGCUUGAUGUUGAGCUCGUUAUGUCAAGGUGGAAAAGUGAGAGGUAAAGUCGUGUGUCUUUGCCCGUCUGAUAUGUAAGGUCAUACCACAACUGAGAGAAAAAUAGUGUUUAGGAUUGCCUGACUUGAUCACUUUCCAUUUCUUUGAGGGGAUUUUUUAAACCUAGCUUUUACCAAUCACUUCAGAAUAAUUGCACGUCAUGCCCUGCAUGAUGUGACGUAGUGGUUAACCCCAGUGCUCGACGUGGAUGUGUUGUAGAAAAACCUCCUCAGGGAUCGUUCCUCAUCAGUAGAAUUUGGUCUAGCACGUAAAAACUGCCAUUAGCCUAGUUGACUUCACUUUGCACAAUAGGCAAAGAACAGUUUCAAAAGGGCAAAAGGGCAAUUGUGAAUUAUUUAGGAAGAGUAAGUUAAGAGAGGAAAUGGAGGGAAAAUACAGUCUUAGAAAAAAAGGUGCUAUCCAGAACCUAAAAGUUUUUUGGGGCUGUCCCCAAAGGAGAACCCUUUGAAGAACCCUUUUUGGUUCAAGGUAGAAACAUUUUGGGUUCCAUGUAGGACCCUUUCCACAGUGGGUUCUACAUGGAACCAAAGGGUUUUACGUGGAACCAAAAGGGUUCUCCCUGGGACCAAAAAUAGUUAUCUUAUGGGGAUAGCUGAAAAACCUUUUUGAAAAUGUUCUGGAGUGUAGCGUUUUCAGAAAGAGGUCAAGUGAAGCUGUAGCAUAUCUAGCCAGCCUUAGUUAAAUCAAACCUGCCACUUGAACAACCUUUUUAGAUGACGCAAACCCCUUAUGAUGUACUGAAGCACAGUAUUAAGUAUCAAUGCUUAAUGUAUUUUACAUUACUCUGGGAACUACUUUGAGUCCACAUUGUAUCAAAUCAAAUUUUAUUGGUCGCAUACACAUAUCUAGCAGAUGUUAUUGCGGGUUUAGCAAAAUGCUUGUGUUCCUAACUCCAACAGUGCAGCAAUAUCUAACAAUACACACAAAUCUAAAAGUAAAAUAAUGGAAUUAAGAAAUUCUCAUAAUUUUUUGCUGCAGUGUUGAGUUUUUCGUCUGUUAGAAAUAUUAUUUAUCUUUAUUUUCUCAAUCUAUUUUUGCAGCUUGCAUGGAGUACCAAUGACUUUGCCAAAGGAGUUUAGUAUAGCUUGUUAAGCUGUCUUAGGGAUCAUAUUUGUUAUGCACUCGCCAAAUUGUCAGAGGGCAAUUGCUCUUAAAGGUGCUGUGUCCUUUUUUUAUGCUUCAGUUUGGCAUAAAGGGAUACCAUCGUUGCAUAAAUCUACACGUUUCUGUCACGUCGGUUCUGAGGUCCCCCACUAACAUUAGGGCCUGCCUCUUUUACAUUUUUGUACUUGUCUUGUUGCACAAAGCAGAAAACAUACAGGAAAAAAACACUGUUCUUAGUCUUGAAUGUAUAAGGCAAUAUUAUUUUCAAAUGUUUGCAAUUCAAUCCAAGGGAAGGUGCCAAAAUGGGGAAAUAUGUUCUGACUGACAAAGCCAGGGAAUAUUUGUUGAUGUGGUGACAAUAUGUUAUAGAAAUAGACCUAUUUUAUAGAAAUAGACCUAUGUUAUAGAAAUAGACCUAUUUUAUAGAAAUAGACCUAUUUUAUAGAAAUAGACCUAUGUUAUAGAAAUAGACCUAUUUUAUAGAAAUAGACCUAUGCAGGUGAUAUGUUGUUGUAAAUAGUUUUAAAUGUCCUUGAAAAACUGCAUGGUACAUUAUAACUACAAUACAAAACAUAUAUAUAGAUAUAUAUUUUGAGGGUAAAGAUUUGAGGUUGAGGGGAAGGGGGAGGGGGGAAGACAGGUCUUACUAUCAUAAGCACUUGAUUUAGAAAAGUGUGCCCCGCAGUAAAAAUACCUCUGUUUAUGCUAUUCAUGCCUCUUUAGCGGAUAGAGGCGAAGCUAAUUCCCAGUUCUUCAGUACCCCUGCAACUGUGGAAUCAUUGAAUCCACUGAAGGAAUACAAUUUUGGCCUAUCCGGAUCAACCCAUUUCCCCCUGUUUGUACUUACAGUGUCGCAACUUUUUUUCCCUUCCCAAUUUGGCCGACAAAUACCCUGGCCUUGAUUGACCAAUACCCUGGCCUUGAUUGACAAAUACCCUGGCCUUGAUUGACAAAUACCCUGGCCUUGAUUGACCAAUACCCUGGCCUUAAUUGACCAAUACCCUGGCCUUUAUUGACAAAUACCCUGGCCUUGAUUGACAAAUACCCUGGCCUUAAUUGACAAAUACCCUGGCCUUGAUUGACAAAUACCCUGGCCUUAAUUGACAAAUACCCUGGCGUUGAUUGACAAAUACCCUGGCCUUAAUUGACAAAUACCCUGGCCUUGAUUGACAAAUACCCUGGCCUUGAUUAACAAAUACCCUGGCCUUGAUUAACAAAUACCCUGGCCUUGAUUAACAAAUACCCUGGCCUUGAUUGACAAAUACCCUGGCCUUGAUUGACAAAUACCCUGGCCUUGAUUAACAAAUACCCUGGCCUUGAUUAACAAAUACCCUGGCCUUGAUUAACAAAUACCCUGGCCUUGAUUAACAAAUACCCUGGCCUUGAUUUACAAAUACAGCUGCUGUCCAUAAACGUGUCAAAAGCACCAUGAGGAAAAGAGAACUGUAAAGCUAUGUUCCAUUCCAUCUUGUUUAAUAGUGGAUCUCUUUUGCUUCUCUGCCUUUUUUCUUCUCUGUCUCUCUCACACUGUGGCUUGGGUAAAAUCCUUAGCCCCAAACUACAUCAGCGUCAUGUGUUUGGUGGCCUGUUAAGGUAUUGAAUAAUCACCAACCAUGACAACUCAAUAAUGAAGCCUUUUAUUUUGUUAGAAUGCUGUGACUUAAACUCCAUUUUGUGGUACACUUGUGGCCACUAGAAUUAUCUUCAACUCAAUCAAAAUAACCUUCAAAACUGCUGGCUCCUGCUAUUCAAUGUCUUUGCCUUUGCAAUGUCAAUGUUGCGGAAAAAUGAGCUCUGUGCUUUUGUUUUGUUUAACUAUAACAAAAUGAACAAAUCUCCCAUAUAAAAGUUUCCCUUUAUAGAUAUAUUUAUUUUGAAGUUCUAUUUUAUAUAGUAUUUAUUUAGAUGCCAACCUGUGUUUGUGAAGAAAGCUCAUGUCGAAAUGGAAUGUACAUUGACAUUGGAAAUAUAUAUUGUUAAA
Messenger RNA from Oncorhynchus kisutch (coho salmon), 4870 nucleotides. Its product is annotated as protein sprouty homolog 4. Bases 256 to 1215 code for a protein of 319 amino acids. Gene Ontology annotation, biological process: multicellular organism development; animal organ development; negative regulation of MAP kinase activity. The transcript is spliced from 2 exons. NCBI's taxonomy places the organism in Eukaryota, Metazoa, Chordata, Actinopteri, Salmoniformes, Salmonidae. The record is from RefSeq and is a predicted model, not a curated record. Gene Ontology annotation, cellular component: cytosol; membrane.